Molecule: messenger RNA, 972 nt
Organism: Microthlaspi erraticum
Lineage: Eukaryota; Viridiplantae; Streptophyta; Magnoliopsida; Brassicales; Brassicaceae
Source: the annotation of a GenBank genome assembly
AUGCAUCAGAUGAAUAAGAAAGAUUCGACUUUGCCAUACCUGAACACCAGCAUCUCAUGGGGAGUGGUUCCAACUGAAACGCUAAGCUUGAAAGUGGAUAAUACAACUACACGGCCUGAGCAUAUGAAGCAAACCACUAAGCAAAUCAGUUUUCAGGACCAGGACUCUUCUUCAUCUCAGUCCACUGGUCAAUCUUACACUGAAGUUGCAAGCAGUGGAGAUGAUGACAAUCCGACCAGACAAAUCUCUUUCUCUGCUAAAUCAGGAUCUGAAGAACCACAGCGGAAGGGAUUUGCAGCUAAUCCUAAAUCUUGCUCGGUGACAGGAUUCCAGAAUAUUCACUUUGUUCCUACUCAGGCUAAUAUCUCAUUUCACUAUGCUGAUCCACAUUUUGGUGGCUUAAUGGCUGCAACUUAUCUACCACAAGGACCAACAUGCAAUCCUCAAAUGGUGAGUAUGGUUCCUGGACGAGUUCCGCUACCAGUAGAGCUCACGGAGACUGAGCCAGUCUUCGUCAAUGCGAAGCAAUACCAUGCGAUUAUGAGGAGGAGGCAGCAACGCGCCAAGCUCGAGGCUCAGAACAAACUAAUCAAAGCUCGUAAGCCGUAUCUUCAUGAGUCUCGACAUGUUCAUGCUCUUAAAAGGCCUAGAGGAUCUGGUGGAAGGUUCCUAAACACCAAGAAACUACUUCAAGAAUCCGAACAGGCUGCUAGAGAACAAGAACAUGCCAAGUCGGGGCAAGAGGAGCAAAACAGAAAGGUGAACGUGUCUAGAUUUGAAACUCAUAACCGCGGCUCAACCACUUCUGGAUCAGACAUCACCUCUGUUUCCGACGGUGCUGAUAUCUUCGGACACACUGGGUUCCAGUUCUCAGGUUUCCCAACUCAGACGAACCGAGCCAUGCUUGUUCAUGGUCAAUCUAAUGACAUGCAUGGAGGUGGGGACUUGCACCAUUUCUCUGUCCACAUCUGA